This is a messenger RNA of Dothidotthia symphoricarpi CBS 119687, 729 nucleotides long. RefSeq lists its product as uncharacterized. The transcript has 2 exons. The coding region runs from base 227 to 616 and encodes 129 amino acids. NCBI's taxonomy places the organism in Eukaryota, Fungi, Ascomycota, Dothideomycetes, Pleosporales, Dothidotthiaceae. The record is from RefSeq and is a predicted model, not a curated record.
UGCAAGCUAGUGCAUCGGUAGCGCGGUGUUGCAAUCGUCCAGGAACAAGACAUCAUCAACGCUCCGAAGAUGCUCAUCGCCGGCACACAUCACACGCCUAACAUCUGUCGACUUGCCUUAUUUCGGUGUUCGGUUGUUUGUUGACCGGGUACUCAAGAUCUCCCACCUAUCAUGGGGGUCAACCCGCACCACUUUGCUUACCACCCAAUACGCUUCACCUUGCGUAAUGCUCUUCCCCUGUCACAUACACCAGACCUUGAUAGCAAACUUGGCUGGCAGAACAUUCCAUAACAAGCAAGGAAAGGCUACUGACACUCUUGGUAGAAGACAUGUUCAUCACAACUGUAUAGCACCAUCACCUCUCAACCGUCGCCGCAAGCGCGGUGCAAAAUGUACCGCCAGUCCUAUCAAGAACACAGCCGACAGAAUCCCAAGUGGAAGCCCUAUCACGACUCCUAAGUUGGGUUCCUUCUCAGAUCCUCCUACCUUGGGAUAUGGUGUCGGUACAGCCGUAGACGUGGGUGUCACUUUGUCGAAAUCACAUCUUAACGGCUUUCCUGGCUCGUACUUCACAUGUUUUCCGCGUGCAUCACAUGCCCUCAAAAGCUCAGUUUGAGUGACCGGCUCGGUCGUUGGUUUCUCGUAUAGCUUGUCUGUGUUCAGAUCACCCGUAUACAGUUGGAAGAGCCAGUCGUCGCCCUCAGCUCUCGCGAGCUUGUAGUUUGCCAG